GCCUUGCACCUCGAUGGUAUUUUUGAGCCUGUUCUGCAACCUGGCAGCACAACAGUAACUUUACACAAAUACGUUAUAACGCAUUUGUUCUUGAAAAUACGCCGUGUCCGUAGAUUACAGACUCCGGAGUCACAAGUUGAACUGAUAAGAGCUAGAAAGCACCAUUUGGAAACGGUUGGAGCAGGAAAACGUGACACACGUGUUUAGUUAUGGAGCAUACGGAUCAGGAAAUAGGCAGGAAUGACACAUCUCUGAAGUACGAGGAAGAGUUUGAAGGCUUUAUUUCUUUGCACUCUGCUGCUUUAAAGUCUUCGAAAAUACCACCGUUAUAUUGGAAGAGCCUGUUUUACAAACUUGCCAAUGAGGUGUUUGAUGCAGGGGAGGUUUUCGGUAUCAUGCAGGUGGAGGAGGAGGAAGAGCAGGAGGAGGAAGAGCAGGUGGAUGAGUCCAAGAGGAAGAACCCAGGGGCCGGGAUCACCAGCAAGGUCGUGGUGACUUCAGAGAGUGGUCUGCAGGCCAGCGAGCCCACCAGCGUGUUCCUGGUGGACCACGCGUGGACGUACCGUGCGGAGAACGCCCGGCAGCAGCUGGAGGAGAUCCCAGGCCUCCUGCACCGCAUGGCCAACCUCAUGGGCGUGCCGUUCCAUGGGGAGGUGCCCGACGAGGAGACCGUGGAGGAGGUGCUCGCCGAGAUGUGGAGGUACAACCAAACCUACCAGCUCUCUCAGGGGUCUGCGGAGGAGAAGGUGCCAGUCUGGUACAUCAUGGACGAGUUCGGCUCCCAGGUGCAGCACUCUGACCUGCCGACCUGCUGCAUGGCCCCCUUCUUCUACGGGCCCCAGCAGAUAGCCUACACGGUCCUGUGGCCCCUGCAGGACCUGGACAGCGGAGAGGAGGUGACGCGGGACUAUGCGUAUGGCGAGACGAACCCCUUGGUCAGGAAAUGUCGACUGUUACCUUGGGAACCGUUUGAGAUUCGGGGAACGCCUUCUUUCACGCCAGAGCCUUCUGAUCAGUACUAUGAGGUAAUUUCACAAGAAGGCAAAGAAAUUCCUCCCUGUGAAAUCCAGCCCCACGUGUAUCCUGAAGAUAAGGUGUUCAAGGUGUACACUGACGUACGGCAGGUACUGAGCCACCUGAAACACCCCAGGUUUGAGUUUGUGGAGACCGAGGAGGAGGCAGACAUCCUGUGGAUGUUCUCCCAUAUCCAUGACUUCAGGAAGCUGAGUGAGGAGCGUCCUCAUGUCCUGUUGAACCAGUUCCCCAGUGAGUGUCUCCUCACGGUGAAGGACUGCCUGGCCGCUCUGGCCCGGAGAGGGGCCGGGGGUCUGGCCGCGGCCUGGCUGCCCAGGACCUUCAACCUGCAGACGGAGCUUCCCCAGUUCAUCAGCCACUACCACGAGAACAAGGAGAGCGGACGUGAUAAUCUCUGGAUCUGCAAACCCUGGAACCUGGCCCGCGGACUGGACACCCACAUCACCGACAACCUCAACUACAUUAUCAGACAGAGGGAGAGCACGCCGAAGGUGGUGUGUAAGUAUCUGGAGGACCCAGUGCUCUUUCAGAGGGAGGAGCUGGGCCUGGUGAAGUUUGACAUCCGCUACAUGGUGCUCCUGCGCUCCGUCAGUCCUCUGCAGCUCUACGCCUACAACGUGUUCUGGCUUCGCUUUGCCAACAGGCCGUUCUCUCUGGACCACUUUGAUGACUACCAGAAGCACUUCACCGUGAUGAACUACGCGCCAGGAGUGCAGCUGAAGCAGGUUCAUUACGACGAGUUCAUCCCCAUGUUUGAGAAACAACAUCCCCAGUUCCCAUGGGCAGAAGUCCAGGCGGAGGUGUUCAGGUCUUUCGCGGAGCUGUUCCAGGCAGCCUCGUCCCGCCCCGCUCCCUACGGCGUCUGUGCGUACCCCUCUUCCAGAGCCAUUUACGCCAUCGACCUCAUGCUCAAGUGGGACACCGACAACCACGGUCAGAGGGUCAUGAGGCCUCAGAUUCUAGAAGUAAAUUUUAGCCCAGACUGCAACAGGGCCUGCAAGUACCACCCCCAAUUUUACGACCACAUGUUCCAGACCCUGUUUUUGGACCAGACGGAGGGCUGCCCCAUCACCCGCCUGGUAUAAACCCACUGACGCACUGGGCAUUCUGAAAAAAAAAAAUGCAAGAAAAUAAAAUGCAUUUUGCAAUU
Conger conger (European conger) is the source of this 2185-nucleotide messenger RNA. RefSeq names its product tubulin tyrosine ligase-like family, member 12 (gene ttll12). The record is from RefSeq and is a predicted model, not a curated record. Lineage: Eukaryota; Metazoa; Chordata; Actinopteri; Anguilliformes; Congridae. The coding region runs from base 210 to 2120 and encodes 636 amino acids. The transcript is spliced from 14 exons. Gene Ontology annotation, biological process: protein modification process.